Harpegnathos saltator (Jerdon's jumping ant) is the source of this 1080-nucleotide messenger RNA. It is a transcript of the gene Rpp30, whose product is annotated as ribonuclease P protein subunit Rpp30. The transcript has 7 exons. The record is from RefSeq and is a predicted model, not a curated record. Lineage: Eukaryota; Metazoa; Arthropoda; Insecta; Hymenoptera; Formicidae. Bases 79 to 1002 code for a protein of 307 amino acids. Gene Ontology annotation, cellular component: nucleolar ribonuclease P complex. Gene Ontology annotation, biological process: tRNA processing. Gene Ontology annotation, molecular function: RNA binding.
UCAGUUAACUUACCAAGAGGCUGGAACAACCGGCCCUAAGCAUUUAACAGUGUAACUAGCAAUUAUCAAGAUAUUUAAAUGAUUUUUAUUGUCUUGGAGAUGAGUGGGAUGUGCCUGAAAAGUUUGAUUAUUUACUUUAGUUAUGCCCUAUAUCUAUAUCAUUUAUACCUUGCAGAUAUGGAUUUUAAACUGAGCAAUGGAUUCUUUGAUUUAUGUAUAAAUGUGUCGGAUAAAAAUACUGUUUACUUGAAGAGUAUUUUAUUAAAAUUAUAUCAAAUGGGUUAUAGGACAGUAGCAUUGAAUCAAAUUGUGAAUGAAAAUGUUUUUGAUACUGACAAAAAAAAGAAGAAAAAAGGCGGUGAUGAAAAUAAAGAACUGCCCAGCACAGUGCCAGAUCCAAUUGAUGUGUCUAAAUUAAAUGAGGAGUUUGAAGGAAAAUUAUGUAUACUUAAUAGGAUAACAUUUGUUUGUUCUGACUCAAUGAAAACACAUACACUGGCACAUUGUGCAAGUCUAAAGAAAUAUAACUUGUAUGCGAUUGUGCCAAAUAGUCAAUCUAUGUUACAGUUUGCGUGUUCACAAAUAAAUGCGGAUUUGAUUACAAUAAGGCCAUCAGUUUCUGGUAUCAAGAUGAAUAGAAAGCUAUAUCAACAGGCAGUAGAAAGAGGCUUAUCUUUUGAGAUACAAUAUGCAGAUCUUUUACAACCAGAAACACGCAAAAUGGCUAUUUAUUAUUCUCAUUUGUUUUACUCCUAUGGGAAGAGCAGAAAUGUGAUUAUAUCCAGUGGUGCAAAUAAUAUCAAUCGUAUUAGAAACCCUUACGAUAUUAUAAAUCUUGGGCCUUUAUUGGGUUUGAACGAAGAGAAAUCAAAAGAGGCUAUAUUGAAACAGUCUCAACUUCUUCUUUUAAGAGCAGAAAGACGACGUUGCGGCAAAGCAGUAUUUACAGUGGAAUUUACGAAUGAAUCGACGGAGGACAUGUCCGAUGAAGAACGUUUAUAGGAAAAAUAUCUGUUUCAUUUAUAUUCGAUAAUAUAUCGAUUAUUUUAUAAAGCUCAUUAAAGUUAAAUUCUUCAAAUG